UGUAUCGCUUGCAAAAGACUUAAAGACUCAAGGUGGCAUAACAGACAGGAGGAUCGGUAGAUUCGCGCGAGGAGAAAGUUUCCAAGGUAUAGAAACGGCUAACAGCUCUCUGGUCCGUUUCAUCUUCCGCCUGGUCCCGUUCACUACGGCUAGUUCGCACGUGUUUACUCUGAUCGUCUACGAAUUUUAAAUCGAUCCCCGGUCUCCUUAGUGUCGUGCGGACGUCUGUUUCACGGGAACAUCGGUUAAGUUGUCACGUGAUGGUGGAAGUUCUGAUGGAACCAUGUAGCCAAGAGUUGAUCGCGGAGAAGGGUUGCAACCUGAACAACCCGAACUCCGUGAUACGAUUAGCCAACAACGACUCGAACCUGAAGGAGCCGGACCUUACUCCGAUUCAGAGCUUCUACAAUGGACAAAGCAUCUUCAUCACAGGUGGUACCGGUUUCGUCGGCAAACUCCUGAUAGAGAAAUUGCUACGCGACUGCCCCGGGAUCUCAAACAUGUACUUGUUGGUGCGUCCGAAGAAAGGGAAAGACGUACACGAACGCAUCGAGGAAUUGUUCGACGAUCCGGUGUUCAGCCUGCUGAAGGAGAAGCACCCGAAAUUCCGACACCAGAUCGUGGCUGUGGCGGGAGAUUGCGUUCAACCGGGCCUCGGGAUGUCUGCCGCGGACAGACAAAUGGUAGCGCGGGACGUCUCGAUCGUAUUUCACGUGGCUGCGACGGUCAGGUUCGAUGAGAAAAUGAAACUCGCUGUGCCGAUCAAUGUUCGCAGUCCGAAAGAUGUGAUAGAUAUUUGCAAGGAGUGCUCGUGUCUAAAGGCGUUCGUGCACGUUUCGACCGCGUAUGCCAAUUGCCCGUACAAUCUGAUCGAAGAGAAGCUGUACGAGCCGCCGAUGGACGCGGACAAAUUAGUGACUCUUACAGACUGCAUGGACGAGAAACUGGUCGAAGAAAUCACCCCCAGAUUAUUAGGCGGAUGGCCGAACACUUACACCUUCACAAAGGCGAUAGCCGAGAGCGUGGUCGUAAAAGAAGCCGAGGAUCUGCCUACAGGAAUAUUUCGUCCCGCAAUCGUCAUAUCGACGUAUAAAGAACCGAUACGAGGAUGGAUCGACAAUUUGUAUGGGCCAACUGGUGUCGCGGCUGGCGCGGGUGCCGGGCUUUUGCGGUCGAUCCACUGCGACGGAGCCGUACAGGCCAACGUUGUUCCAGGGGAUUUAACAGUAAAUGCGUUGAUAGCCUGUGCAUGGGACGUUGCGAAUCGUCGAAAGUCCAUAAGCAAGGACGGGAACAACUUCCAAAUUCCAAUUUACAAUUACGUUUCGGUAGACAAUCCGAUUACGUACGAUCAGCUGAAGGAUUUGUCCGAACGAUACGGGCUAGAGUUUCCCAGUGGCAAAGCCAUAUGGUACUACAGCUUUCGAAAUAAUAAAUACAAGAUCGUACAUUUGUUCUACGUCUAUUUCUUGCACCUGUUGCCAGCCCUGUUGAUGGAUACCGCCAUGGUGUGCAUGGGAAAACAACCACGGUAAGUCCCCAUGUUAACUACUUCUGC
Messenger RNA from Ceratina calcarata, 1558 nucleotides. Its product is annotated as fatty acyl-CoA reductase wat. Gene Ontology annotation, cellular component: peroxisome. The record is from RefSeq and is a predicted model, not a curated record. The coding region runs from base 261 to 1535 and encodes 424 amino acids. The transcript is spliced from 7 exons. Gene Ontology annotation, biological process: long-chain fatty-acyl-CoA metabolic process. Gene Ontology annotation, molecular function: alcohol-forming very long-chain fatty acyl-CoA reductase (NADP+) activity. NCBI's taxonomy places the organism in Eukaryota, Metazoa, Arthropoda, Insecta, Hymenoptera, Apidae.